CUCUCUCCUCCUCACAGUUAAGUUCCUCCUCACAGCUCCUCUCUUUCAUUUUCUUCGUUUCAUAGAGAGAGAAAGCUUCAUCUCCAUCAUCUAUCUAUCUCCAAUCCAUCAUUGACAUUGGUUCUCAAUUUCUCUCCUAAUUAAGAAAAACAAUUCACACAGCAUUUUCCUCAGAUUUCCAAUUCCAAACCAAUGGAGAACUCAGCAGAUCCUCCUCCUCCACCACCGAAGCUCUCCGAUCCAAUUCAUCCACAUCCAAUUCCAAAUGCCGAUCCCGUUCCUGCUUCUUCCUUCCACCGCCGAUCUCGCUCCGACGACAUGUCUAUGUUCAUGUUCAUGGAUCCGCUCUCCUCCGGCGCACCUCCUUCCUCCGACGACCUUCCUUCUGACGACGAUCUCUUCUCAUCCUUCAUCGACGUCGAUAGCCUCACCUCUAAUCCCAAUCCGUUUCCAAAUCCUUCUCUCUCUUCCAACUCCGUUUCCGGCGCUAUUAAUCCUCCUCCGCCCUCUUCUCGUCCUCGUCACCGUCACAGCAAUUCCGUUGACGCUGGAUGCGCUAUGUAUGCUGGUGAAAUCAUGGACGCUAAGAAAGCUAUGCCUCCUGAAAAGCUCUCCGAGCUUUGGAACAUCGAUCCCAAACGCGCCAAAAGGAUUUUAGCGAAUCGUCAAUCUGCAGCUAGAUCAAAGGAGAGAAAAGCUCGAUACAUUCAAGAACUUGAGCGUAAGGUUCAAUCGCUUCAAACCGAAGCCACCACUCUCUCUGCUCAGCUCACUCUCUACCAGAGAGACACAAAUGGACUAGCAAACGAGAACACAGAGCUGAAACUCAGGUUACAAGCAAUGGAGCAACAAGCUCAGCUUCGUAAUGCACUAAACGAAGCUUUGAGGAAAGAAGUUGAAAGGAUGAAGAUGGAGACAGGAGAAAUCUCUGGGAAUUCAGAUUCGUUUGAUAUGGGUAUGCAGCAGAUUCAGUAUUCUUCUUCAACGUUCAUGGCCAUUCCACCAUACCAUGGCUCAAUGAACGGUCAGGAUAUGCAGAUGCAUACUAGUUUCAAUCCAAUGGAGAUGUCGAAUUCUCAAAGCGUAUCGGAGUUUCUACAGAACGGCCGAUUGCAGGGGCUAGAGAUAAGUAGCAAUAGCUCAAGCUUAGUCAAAUCUGAAGGACCUUCGCUAUCUGCUAGUGAGAGUAGCUCUGCGUAUUGACAACAAGGAUUAUGUUGGUGGCUGAAAUCAUCUGUUAAUAGAUUUUUUCCAAUUCAUUUGAUUCACUUUUCAUUAUUUAUUAUUCCUUUUUUUUUGGUUUUGUUGAGAUGCCAAUGUGCAAGAAAGGACGUAUAAAAUUGUGUUGGUCAAAAUUGUUGUUGAUUGUGGGUUUUAAUGUUUGAUACUCUCCAAUUGUUUGUUCUUCAAGGAACAAAACAACGAGACUAAUAAAUUUUAAUUAUUUGUGUA
This is a messenger RNA of Capsella rubella, 1452 nucleotides long. Its product is annotated as transcription factor RF2b. Gene Ontology annotation, molecular function: DNA-binding transcription factor activity. Bases 193 to 1203 code for a protein of 336 amino acids. The record is from RefSeq and is a predicted model, not a curated record. Gene Ontology annotation, cellular component: nucleus. Gene Ontology annotation, biological process: regulation of DNA-templated transcription. The transcript has 4 exons. Lineage: Eukaryota; Viridiplantae; Streptophyta; Magnoliopsida; Brassicales; Brassicaceae.